AAAAACAGCUGCAGAGGCUCAAAAAUCAGUUUGUUUGUCUCUUUCUGCUGAUGGAUGAGUUUUCGGGGAUUUGCGUUUAGAUAAGACCUUUUGUAAAUAAGAAUUAAACUCUAGUGUUGGAAGUAUGUGGGGUUUCGGUAAUAAUGGUUCAUCAUAAUAAUGGUACCGGUAGUGCCGAUUUAUGGCUGGAAAUAGGAGCAAAAUUUUCCGUCCUUGCCUCCGUGCUGGUGAUUAUCUAUUUUUUUGUCGCUACAACAUAUCGGAUUGCAAGGCUGCCGAACGGCAUUUGGCCAUUUUUCUAUGUGCACCGUCGACAAGAGCUUCACCAAACGCCGACCCCCCUCCCAUUCACUUUUCAACUCGUAGACUCUUCGACAAAGGAGGUGAACAAAUUUACAUUCCGUCUCAGCAUGAUAAGAUCUGAGCAAGACAAGCCAGAGACUAUACAAUGUUUGUGGGGAGUGGACGCAAGAUAUUUGUUUGGACUGGUGAGAUCAGCGUCAUGGGAAAAUGUGGAAGAACCGAUGGACGAGGACAAAGUGAUGAUUGUCGAUACAAUUAGGGUUGAAAGGAAAAUUGAAUCUGAAGAUGAAGUGAAGGUAACCGUGACCGCACCUGCAAGAAUGGAAUGGAACAAACUAAAUGGGCAGUACAAGUAUCCCUUGGCUAUAUUCCUAUCUCUCAAGCAGGGACGCCCAGAGAAUCUCAGCCCCACAGCAAUUGUUGGAAUUUGCGUCGUCCUUCAUGUGAAGCAUGAACUCAUUCCGCGUAACACAGCAAUUUUAGCUCAAUAUAUUAAACUCGCUAAUGGACAAAGCCAUAAGCUGCAACCUCUGUAUGUCGAGGAUGUUGGUGAGGUGGAGGUCGAAGAACAAUUAGUUUCUUCACCGUCGUCUGCAGAUAAUGAAGCGGCGACGUCGACACAACAGCCAUUUAGUUCCGUAAUGUGCUCAGCAUGCCAGACUUUUCCAGUGUCCAGGGCAAUUGUACCUUGUGGACAUGUUUGUUUGUGUGCCAAUUGUUUUGGGAAAGUUGUCAAUUGCCCAAUGUGCAGGGGGCCAAUAACUUACUUUUUUAAAACAAGGAAUGAGAGCUAUCUUCAUGAGCAUGACCAUCAAGACUAAAUAAAAAUAAUGUUCAAGCAUUUAUACUUAGGAUUAUAUAGUAAGGUUUAAAGGACAUGGUUGUCAAAUGUGACACUAGUUUAGAUACUUAUUACAACGUUGAGAUGACUCAUUUUUUAGUACAUAUUUACUUUGUUUGUUUGUAGUUACAACCCGGUGGCCGAUUUUGGUUAAAGUUUCAAUUAAAAUGUGACAUUUGAUCAUUGUAUUUAUAAUGUGCCAUUAUUACUUGUACGGAUUUUUAUCAAAAAAUCGAAAAACGUUUCAUUAUUAGUUGUUAAACUUAUACUCGGCGACUUUGACAUAAUACUUUGUCUUGUUGUUCAGUCUUGCUUCAAGUAAGUCAAACCCAUUCAAACGCUGUUGGCCAAAGUUUUGAAAUUUAUCCUUAACCCAUAGUUCCUUCGGAAAUGUUUUGAUCUGUAUUGUUGACAAUUUUGAAAAGGUUAACAUUCUCUUUGUGUUGCAUAUGCAUUUGUUAUAUAGCUUAUAUUCUCCACACCUUUCUGUACAUUUUUUUCGCUCGACGCAUCAUGGCGAAUGUCAUGUGUGGGGUGUAGUUUCUUAGGCCGUCUGGAUGAAAUCCAGCUUUUUUUAGUUCGGUUUUUAUUAGCUCUGACAAUUUUUUCACUCGCUCCAAAUCUUCUUUCCCAUCAAUUUUUGCGAAUAAGACCUUAUAUCAAGUAUUUUAAUUAACCUAAUGAUGCAAAUGCUUGUAAAGUAUACUAAUAUCAUCAUCACGACAUGCAAUUUAGUCACCUUAUCGCCCCAAUGAUGAAUCCCCUUAAAGCGUACGUCCAGUGGAUUCUUCACAAACUCAUCUUUGACUUUAUCUCGCACUAUUCGCAAAAGCGUUUUAGCACUGUCAGGAAAAAAAAUUAGAUUUGAAAUUAGUCAUCCAUAUUAUUCGGUUCGGAUUAGAAUCAUUAUGUUAAAAAUAAAAUUAUGCGUUAAUAUGUAUUAUUAUAUAUACGUUUCAACAUCCUCAUCCUUGAGAUGAUUUAGAAUAUAUAGUGUGACAUGUAACUGCUCUACUGGGAGAAAUGUUUGUUGGAAAUCAUGACCAGAUUUUAUAUUUCGUAUAGUCGUGACUGGUCUGCUCAUAAUUUUUUUCUGUACUUUUAAUACAUUUUCGGAUAUCUGAAAUAUUCAAUGAGUCAACUAUGGUUAGGAUCAUGGUAAGAUUUUCAGUACUCAAUAAGCUUUAUGUAUAUAAAUAUGUAUAAGCAAACCUCAGGGUCUGAAACCUGGAAUGCCACAAAAUACUGGGCAUGUGGAUCAAUACCUCGAUCGACACGUGAAAGUGGAGGUCCCAUCGUUAGAAUCUCUACUCGGAAAGAACUACCUAUUGAAGUUCCAUACUUGAUAGUUAAAAUUUACACAAAAAGACAAAAGAAGUAUUUGUAAACGCAUUUUUGACCCUUCUGGUGUACCCAUAAUUAUUUAUAGAAUAAGAAAAUAUCUGACAAUUGCUAUGGAUUAAUCGUACUUAUGUGCGUAAGUGUCUAGACUUUUAUCAAUAAGUUAUGUUUUGAAUAAAAAUACUGAAUUUGUUUUUUCACUUAUA
Messenger RNA from Folsomia candida, 2691 nucleotides. Its product is annotated as cell growth regulator with RING finger domain protein 1. Bases 144 to 1124 code for a protein of 326 amino acids. Gene Ontology annotation, biological process: negative regulation of cell growth. The transcript has 4 exons. Lineage: Eukaryota; Metazoa; Arthropoda; Collembola; Entomobryomorpha; Isotomidae. The record is from RefSeq and is a predicted model, not a curated record.